AUGCUUGGAAUCUCCACCACUCAAAUCAAAAGCGUCUCGGUCGGAUCUUGGGCUCACAAUGAUAUCUUGGCGAUGGAACGGGGAGGAAACUGCUGGGUCAAUACAGUUUACGAAGCCCAACUUGUCAAGAAGAGACAGUGUCAAAAGCCAACAGAUUCAUCGGAAAUGUUGCAACGACAUGCGUUCUGCCAUCUCAAGUACGUAAAGCGGUGGUAUUACUGCGAAAAUAUGCCUAAAGCGGUUACAAAGGACACAAAAGACGGAGAUUCGUCAAUAUAUGCCGUCUCAUCUGUAAAGGAAUCUCCCUCCACAACGCCAAAGAACUGGGAAGAACCAGUUGAUUUUUCCAAACUUGACGGUGAUCCUUGGUGGGAGCCAUCGACUGAUGAUUCUUUCGCUACUUCCACAACAGCUGCGAAUUCAAGUUUUGACUCGAAUCACAGUAGACCUAGCAAUAUAAGCUCUUCAAAUAACAGUUCCACAUGUGUGUCGUCGGAUUCUCCUCGGGGUGAAGUGUCUUCGCCACCCAGAAGAAGAGCGACAAGGCGCAUGUCCACGGGCGGUAUUGCGUUUGUACCCAAUGGUGAAUCCGCAAUGCCUCCAUCGGCAUUUUUGGGGCACUCUAAUGACCUCAGUCAUGGAGGCAUUUCAGCAGGUGACAAUGCAACAAUAUCGCCCUCAUCCUUAUGGUCUUCAGCCGUCUCUUCUAUAAGAUCACCAGGCACACCAAGUCGAAGUCGGCAACAGCGGCGUUGCUCGAUUGACUCAUCUUUCGCCGCUCCCAUCAAUUCGCCUGAAUCACGUUUCGACAGACAUAGCCAUAUUGGCCCCUCAAAGAACAAUGGUAAUGAUGGGCCUUCACCGCAAAAGGCAAGAGCAGUACGUCGCUCGUCAAUGAGUGGUAGGGAGCCGGUUCAAACGGAUGAGUCCGCCAUCUCUUCCAUGAGAUCACCAGGCACUCCGAGUCGACGUCGACAGCAGCGCCGCUCCUCGAUUGGUUCAUCCUUCGCGGCUACCACCAAUCCUUCUGAAUCACAUGAUCUAGGCAGACUUGGAAAUGACGGCUCUUCGAACAACCAUGGUAGCUCUGGGCCUUCGUUGCAAAGGCCAAGGGCAGCUCGGCGUGCGUCAACGAGUGGCUCGGAGCCUGUUCCGAUGGAUGAAUGGGUCAUCUCCUCCAUGAGAUCACCAGGCUCACCAAGUCGACGUCGGCAACACCGCCGCUCCUCGAUUGGAGGUGCAUUUCCAAGCAGCUACAGUACUCCUUCACAACCAUCCGUUAAUCCACGUCUUACGCUGACCCUACCGGGAAAAGGUUUGGAUAUGGCACACAAUACAAAGAAACCAGCUAGACGUUUCUCUCUCCCCGAUUUCAUCGAUGAUGAUUUCAUUGACUCGGUUGUUGUCAAGCCACAAGUGAUUGAUAUGGAGAUGAGCUCCAGAUCGUUCGGUUUCCAUGAUCCGUCCACUUCCAAUGAACCACGCACCCAUCAACGGCAUCGAAAUUCCAUAUCAAAGGUCUCUCAAGCAGGAGGACUCGUCCCCCAACCCGAUCGUGAAAUAGCCAGGCCUUGCACUAUCCGUGACCGUCGACGGGGUUCCAUUUCGAAUACUUCUCAAGGAGCUGCAUCACGUACCAAUCCACGCCAAAUGCGUCGAGCUUCUAUAUCAGGACCCGCCAUCAAGCCUGACGAUGCAAUCACCGCAAGUGCUCCGCGUCAACGACGUCGAGGCUCCAUUAAUGCUUAUUCUCAAGGACUCACUUAUUUACAUCCCAAUGGUGACACCACCCAAAGACAAAGUUUGGCGUUCCUGAGAGAAAGUCUUGGAACAAUGAAUGCUUCGGAAGCACCCAAAUGGUAG
Cylindrotheca closterium is the source of this 1863-nucleotide messenger RNA. The record is from the annotation of a GenBank genome assembly. Lineage: Eukaryota; Bacillariophyta; Bacillariophyceae; Bacillariales; Bacillariaceae.